This is a messenger RNA of Ambispora leptoticha, 515 nucleotides long. NCBI's taxonomy places the organism in Eukaryota, Fungi, Glomeromycota, Glomeromycetes, Archaeosporales, Ambisporaceae. The record is from the annotation of a GenBank genome assembly.
AUGCGAGCCGGGUAUACGGUGAGCGACCUUGUAAAAGACAAUUCUAACAAGUCACUAUCAAUAUCAUCCACCUCCUGUGACUUGCCAAAUAAUCAAUUACCUAAACCUAACUUCAUCCUACAUACUUGUUAUAACAAAUAUCUAUCUAGUCAGCUUCUACCUCCACUACUACAUCCUCAAACUAUAGAAUCAUUCUUUGCAUAUAUUAAUAAAAUCAAACACACAUCUAACAGAUACUUAUACAAGCCAAUUAUUUCUAUUAAAAAAGAUCACAGUGAAGCACACAUAUAUCUCUCCAAUGAAUUCAAACCACUCAAAGAUCACAUUAUUCUACAAACAGACCAAUACCUAAAAUACUCUCAAAUACCACUAAGAUCUUACUCUGAAUACACUACACCUAAUACAGUGCCAGAUAUCUUUAUAUCAACACCAGUAUCUAUACCUGAAGUUUCUACAACAGAAACAAAUGAUUUAAACCAAAACCCACAAGACCAACUAUACAGUAACCCAUCACA